Angiostrongylus costaricensis is the source of this 723-nucleotide messenger RNA. Lineage: Eukaryota; Metazoa; Nematoda; Chromadorea; Rhabditida; Metastrongylidae. The record is from the annotation of a GenBank genome assembly.
AUGGAGUCCAAUGCAAGUGUCCAGGCUGUCUAUCUAUCGAUUUCAGAUACUAAAGAUGCACUGGAUAGGCAGUGUAGAAAGUUAGCACCGUGCAAAAAUAACGGGUAUCGGUCACAGCCGUUAGGAAUGUUGUGUGUAUGCAUCGAGCCAUUUUUUGGAGAAUAUUGCGACAAAAUUUGUAAUCAAGGACAAGUUCUAAAAGGAGUUGACGGCAGAAGCUACUGUAGUUGUUUACCAUUUUAUCGAGGUGAACGAUGUACGGAGAUGGUGUGCUUGAAUGGCGGUACGAAGGAAUUCUUUGUAACACUUGAGUUGAAGCACACGGUAGAUGUACAUGUCCUCGAAGUUAUGCCGGAUUUCAUUGUGAAAUUGAUGCAAAUCGAACCACUCGACACGGAUCACGAUACCAUCGAUUUGAAGAUGUCGGUUAAGAGUAAUGAGUUGUUCAGCCGUGAUAUUAGUGGCACGGCAUUCAGCUUGGUAAUGAUCAUCGUACUUGUCGUCUCCAUGUACUUGCUGAUGAAACAUAGGAUGCAGGUCCAGUCAAGACUCACAGCAUCACGUCGUGACGAGAUAGCUCAUGCAGCAGCGAUGUAUGGUAUUACACGACGUGGUGAUAUGGUCUCACCACAAGAUCUGCGAAUUGCUCCGUUCAUCGCCGCUGGGAUCGAUGGACCACCGCCUUAUAUUUUACACACAUAUUCUGGUAUGCCGUCUCUAUAG